This is a messenger RNA of Struthio camelus australis, 638 nucleotides long. The record is from RefSeq and is a predicted model, not a curated record. NCBI's taxonomy places the organism in Eukaryota, Metazoa, Chordata, Aves, Struthioniformes, Struthionidae.
AUGAGGUUGUCAGAGAAUGGCUGGAACACGGAGCUUUUUCUCUGGCCCUCGCAGUUCCUGAGACGGCAGCAGGUUCUUCAGUUAUACAGAAGAAUCCUGCGGGCGAUUCGUGACGUGCCCGCCGAGGCAGACCGCCGCCACUUGAAGGAGUGGGCCAGGGGCGAAUUCAGAAGGAAUAAAGAUGCUGCGGAAGAGGAUGCAAUUAGGAUGAUGAUUACUCAAGGCAACAUGCAACUUCAGGAACUUCAGAGAACGCUUAAGCUGGCAAAAUCCUGACCUUAAUUUUGUUGACAGCUGGACUUUCAUCCACUGUGAAGAAGCAUAGUACUUUUUUCCAGAAUGUGCUUAUAACAGCAGUCUUUGAUGGCAUUCUGGUAAUGUUGGAAGAUGGAAUCUGCUACAGUGGGGUUUUGGUUUGGGAUUUUUCCCUUCCUCCUGUUGGUUGGAUGACCCUCCUAGCUGGAAAUCAGUCGCACACAGAUGACCUUAAGGAACUGCGUAGUUUAAAGCACUGAUGUAGCAUGUGCCUGAGGUAUAAGCAGAAAGCACCAAAAAUUACGAUAGCAGUGUUUUGCCAGGAAAAUGGAAAAUAAAUAUAAACUGGAUUGUUUUGUCUGUUUUCUGUUGUGGCACCUCUU